Molecule: messenger RNA, 1469 nt
Organism: Otolemur garnettii (small-eared galago)
Lineage: Eukaryota; Metazoa; Chordata; Mammalia; Primates; Galagidae
Gene: CCNDBP1
Product: cyclin D1 binding protein 1
Exons: 11
Coding region: 45-1109 (354 amino acids)
Biological process (GO): regulation of cell cycle
Cellular component (GO): nucleus
Source: RefSeq, a predicted model, not a curated record
GUGGCGGUUGUCGGCGUUAAUCUGUGAACUGGCUAGCGCUGGAGAUGGCGAGCGCGGCGGCCCCCUGCCUGGCUCCGCCUGGGGGGCAGCUUCGGCACUUGGCAGUGGAGCUGCGACUGUUCCUGCCUCGAGUGCGGGUCGGCGAGGCCCGGGAGACCACCGAGGAGUUUGAUCGGCAGGUGUUUUGGAGACGACUCAAUGAGGCAGCUGCGAAAGUGUCAGGCGAAGCCACAGCUCUGACCACAGCCUUCUCUCAACUUCCACUGCCGUCUCCGCAGGAAACCCAGAGGUUCUGUGAAAAAGUCCAUGCUGCUAUCAAGGCAAUAAUUGCAGUAUACUAUUCACUUCCAAAGGAUCAGGGGAUCACCCUGAGAAAGCUGGUACGAGGCACCACUUUGGAAAUUGUGGAUGGCAUGGCUCAGCUUGUGGAAGCACUUUCCAUCACUCCAGCUCAGAGCCCUGAGAACAAGGACUUUAUUUCCUGCAACAGUGUCUGGGUUGCGUGCCAGCAGGUGCCUCGGAUACCAAGAGAUAACAAAGCUGCAGCCCUUUUAACACUGACAAAGAAUGUGGAUUUUGUGAAGGAUGCACAUGAAGAAAUGGAGAAGGCUGUGGAAGAAUGUGACCCUUACUGCGGCCUCUUGAAUGACAGUGAGGACACCUCUGACCACCAUAAUGAUGAGGAUGAUGUGUUGGGGUCUCCAACCAAUCAGGACUUAUACUGGUCAGAGGAAGACCAAGAGCUCAUCAUCCCAUGCCUUGCACUAGUGAGGGCCUCCAAAGCCUGCCUGAAGAAAAUCCGGAUCUUAGUGGCAGAGAAUGGGAAGAAAGAUCAGGUGGCCCAGCUGGAUGACAUUGUGGAUAUUUCUGAUGAAAUCAGCCCCAGUGUGGAUGAUUUGGCUCUGAGCAUAUAUCCACCUGUGUGCCACCCAACCGUGCGAAUUAAUUCUGCGAAACUUGUAUCUGUUUUAAAGAAGGCACUUGAAAUUACAAAAGCAAGCCAUGUGACCCCUCAGCCAGAAGAUAGCUGGAUCCCUUUACUUAUUAAUGCUGUUGAUCAUUGCAUGAACAGAAUCAAGGAACUCACUCAGGGAGAACUUGAAUUAUGAGUUCAAAGGCUCAUUUGUACUCUGCUCUUGCCCUCUCUUACCGUCACAGACAGGCUCUGAUGUCUGCUUUUGAAAUGGGGCUAGAAUGCUUGCUGGAUUGGAAGGGAGUUUCUGUCUAUAUUUAGCAACAGACAAUAUUCCCCAAGAUUGUUGGUUAGGCCAGACUGGAAAUUAUUUAUAAACUGUAUGAGUGUAAUACAUUCUGUGCUAGAUACAAAAUUGCAUGGGUUUGUGUUCCUCAGUUGCUUCUCAGAAAUUCCUAGGGAACCUUCCUUAUUCCUUAUUUACAAUAAAGUGUGUUGUUUUCAUUGUUAAAGAUGUUGAUGAUGUCAAUAAAAUGCUAACUUGCCAGUGAUUAAA